GUAUUUGGAUAAAAAGAAGAGAAAUGCAGCGGAGUAGAAACUGUCAAGUUCUGACUGGACGCAGCGUGUCUGCAGCUCUGUCACAUCCUGCAGGCCUCCUCGCUGCGCGGGGCGCCGGUAGAGGGCGCUGACAGCCGUGUUUCCUCCGCCGGCAGGUCGGUGAGGAGCAGCUCAGGUGUCCUUCACCAAACACAUCAUGUUCUCCACUCUGCGUGCGCUGGAUCGUUAUUUAUGGCUCAGAUUUACAGCAGCAACUGUUUGCGUUUGUUUUACUGCGUUAAUAUGAAUGUGAAGGAUCACGGAGCCGGUGACAGAAACAUUCUGACUUCUGGACAACUUUUAUUUUACUGUGAGGAGAGACAGAUGUGCUCAGCAGAAUGUUAUUUCACUGUGUAUGAACAGUGAAAUCACAAACACAAGCUCCUGUUUGAGAAAACUUGAGUAAUAAAUCCAUCAGCCGUCCUCCCCUCGCGCCUCCUCCCGCCCCUCUCCGCUGAUUGGCUCCCAGCUGACGAGUGUUCCACCCCGGCGAGCUGCGGUUGGUCCAGGCCGCCGCCCAUCAUCGGGGAGCGCCCGGCUCCAGCUUUGGGCAGCAGAGACGCACCGCUGCUCCCCUUCUCUGCUGUUUAGUGCGUCGAGCGGCGGAGGGAAGUGGAGUUCGCGCGUCUUGUUGUGCGUCCGUGGACCAAAGAGCAGCAGCAGCAGCAGCAGCAGCAGCAGCGGCGGAGCGCUUUUUCCUCCUCCAGAGCCGCGGGCAUCCCGGGGAGCGAGCAGCCACGCCGUGCACGCCUCGGACACCAGGAGGAGGAGGACACCGCUUUCUUCUUCCUCUUCUACAUUAUUAUUUUGACUGAUUGAGACAUCCGUUUAUUUCAUUUCCCUCAUGGUAACCAACACUGAGCAGCCGGAGACAUGUGGAAUAAUCCGGGGAAACUGCACCGCUUCUCUCUAGUGUGUCUUCUCCUGACGCUGUGGGCUGAGGUGUCUCAGUCCACGGGUUACUUCGAGCUGCAGUUGAUUUCGGUGGAAAACCCCAAAGGUCAGCUCCUGAACGGCGACUGCUGCGACGCGGAGAAGAGCGCGGCGGAGGGCCACUGCGGCGCGGACGAGUGCGACACCUACUUCAGAGUGUGUUUAAAGGAAUACCAAACGGAGGUCACGACCAAUGGACCGUGCACGUACGGCUGGGAAACUACUAAGGUUAUCGGUGGGAAUACUUUUCACUUCAAAGGCGGCCUGAAGAGCGGACAGAACCGGAACAACGACGCCGGGAAGAUCAUCAUUCCCUUCAAGUUCGCGUGGCCGCGAGCGUACACUGUGAUCGUGGAGGCGUGGGACAGAGACAACGGCACACACAGCAAUGACGACGAGCUGCUGAUCGAGCGCAGCAUCCACAAAGGGAUGAUCAACCCCGGAGAGGAGAAGCAGAAGGAGGAGUACAAGGGCUCCGUCGCCCGCCUCGAGUACACCAUCCGGGUACGCUGCGACGAGCACUACUACGGCAGCAAGUGCAACAAGGUGUGCCGACCCCGCGACGACUACUUCGGCCACUACGUGUGCGACCAGCUCGGGAACAGAGAGUGUAUGGAGGGCUGGACCAACCUGUCGCUGAGCUGCAAGUCAGCGAUCUGCAAACAAGGAUGCAGCGUGGAGCACGGGACCUGCAGCGUGCCGGGGGAGUGCAAGUGUAACUACGGCUGGCAGGGUCCGCUCUGUGACGAGUGCCUGCCGUAUCCCGGCUGUGUUCACGGGACCUGCAGCGAGCCGUGGCAGUGCACCUGUGAGAAGAACUGGGGAGGUCUGCUCUGUGACAAAGAUCUGAACUACUGUGGCACCAACAAGCCCUGCAAGAACGGAGGGACGUGCAUGAACACGGAGCCGGACGAGUACAACUGCGCCUGUCCAGACGGAUACUCCGGCAAGAACUGUGAGAUCGCUGAACACGCCUGUGUGUCCAACCCUUGUGCCAACGGAGGGACGUGCCACGAAGUCCCAUCAGGCUUCGAGUGUCACUGUCCGGCGGGCUGGUCCGGGCCGACCUGUGCUAAAGACACGGAUGAAUGUGCCUCCAGCCCGUGUGCUCAGGGUGGAACCUGCAUCGACAUGGAGAACAGCUUCGAGUGUCUCUGCCCUCCACAGUGGACGGGCAAGACCUGCCAGAUAGACGUUAAUGAGUGUGCGGAGAAGCCUUGCAACAAUGCUUAUUCUUGCAAAAACUUGAUUGGUGGAUAUCACUGUGCCUGCUUUCGUGGAUGGGUGGGCCAGAACUGUGACAUCAAUGUGAACAGUUGCCAUGGUCAGUGUCAGAACGGAGGCACCUGCAAGGAGGUGGCCAGAGGCUACCAGUGUGUUUGCCAGGCGGGAUUUGUGGGUCGGCACUGUGAGGUCCAGAGGAACCGCUGUGCCAGCAGUCCAUGUCGGAACGGCGGCCGCUGCCACGCCCUGCUGGACGGCUUCAUGUGCGAGUGCCCGCAAGGCUUCGCUGGUACAACCUGUGAGGUGCAGAAUGACCCGUGCAGCCCAAACCCCUGUCACAAUAAGGCCCAGUGCCACAGCGUGAUGGGAGAUUUCUACUGCAGCUGUCCAGACGAUUAUGAAGGCAAAACCUGCUCAGAGCUGAAAGACCACUGCAAGACCAACCAGUGUCAAGUGAUUGACAGCUGCACUGUUGCCGUGGCAACCAAUGACACCCAAAAGCGGGUGUGGCACAUCUCGUCCAACGUCUGCGGCCCCCACGGCCGUUGCAUCAGCCUGCCCGCCGGGAACUUCAGCUGCUCCUGCGAGCCGGGAUUCACUGGCACCUACUGCCAUGAGAACAUUAAUGACUGCGCCUCAUCGCCCUGUAAGAACGGAGGCACUUGCAUCGACGGCAUCAACUCCUUCCAGUGUUUCUGCCCGAACGGCUGGGAGGGCAGCCUGUGUGAUGUUGAUGUGAAUGAGUGCAACAGAAACCCAUGUCAGAACGGAGGCCAAUGCGUCGAUCUGCUGAACGACUUCUACUGCAACUGCGUCGACAACUGGAAGGGAAAGACCUGCCACUCACGUGAGAGCCAGUGCGACUCCUCUACCUGCAGUAAUGGAGGGACGUGUUACGACCACGGAGACUCCUUUCUGUGUAGCUGCCCCUCAGGCUGGGGUGGCAGCACCUGCAACACAGCCAAGAACAGCACAUGUGACUCGGGUCCGUGCCAGAAUGGAGGGACGUGUGUCGGAGGAGGAGACGCCUUCACCUGCAUCUGCAAGGACGGCUGGGAGGGACCCACCUGUGCACAGAAUGUCGAUGACUGCAAUCCACAUCCCUGCUACAACGGCGGCAUCUGCGUCGACGGUGUGAACUGGUUUCGCUGCGAGUGCGCCCCUGGAUUCGCCGGACCGGACUGCCGCAUCAACAUCGAUGAGUGUCAGUCGUCUCCCUGCGCCGAAGGUUCGACCUGCAUGGACGAAAUUAACGGCUACUCCUGCGUUUGUCCUCCGGGACACGCUGGGCCUCGCUGUCAAGAGUUCAUCGGACUCGGGAAGUCGUGUCGUCACGCCGGCUUACAGUUUCCUCACGGCAGCCGGUGGGAGGAGGAGUGUAACGCCUGCCAGUGUGUCAACGGAUACGUCCGCUGCUCCAAGGUGAGGUGCGGCCGUCGGCCCUGCCUCCUCCCCAAAGCUCUGCCUCCUCCUGCAGACUCGAACCCUCCGCCCUGCCCCGGAGGUCACGAGUGUGUGGAGCAUCAGUUCCUCACCUGCUUCUCACCGCCCUGCCACCAGUGGGGUGUGUGUUCGACGCCCGACCCCCCGACGCCCCUGCACACCCAGUGUGAGCCCAACAGUGGUUACCUUGACAACAGCUGCGCUCGCAUCACGCUCAUCUUCAAGAAGGACAAAGUGCCGCAGGGCACCACUGUAGAGAACAUCUGCUCUGAGCUGAGGUACCUCCCCGUGACUCAGACGCUGGCCGAGGAGCGAGCGCUGCUCAUCCUCUGCGACCUGUCCUACUCCAACAGUGACGCCGUGGAGGUCGCCAUGUCCUUCGAGCAGGACGGACGGUCGAAGGACAGCGAUCGAGGACAGAUCCAGAAGGCGGCCAGCGCCAUCAUCAGCUCGCUGUCCAAACGCCACAACAGCACCGUCAUGCUGGCCGUGGUGGAGGUCAAAGUGGAGACGCAGGUGGAGUCGCAGCCUGUUGGGUACCUGGUCCCGGUGCUGUGCGUCGUCUUCAGCGUCCUCUGGAUCUUCUGCAUCGUCGUCUGCGUGUGGUGGACCCGCAAGAGGAAGAAAGAGCGCGAGAGAGCGACCCGAUCCGAGGACACGACGGUCAACAACCAGCUGGAGCCGCUGCGGAGCAACGCCCUCAAGGACAACCGCGACAAAGACAUUCAGUACGAAUGCAAGAAACUGAUGGGCCCUUCGGACAGGACGGGCGACGGGGCCGAGGGCGAGGAGGAAGGGGAGCAGGAGGGGGAGCAGGAGGACGACGAGGAGAGGGCGAUGGGCAUGGGGGAGAAGUGUCCGCCGCAGAAGUGCUCCAUAACUGGGGCGCAGGACAGGGGGAUGAUGGGUAAGGGAGGGGUCAUCUGCACGUCGCGCAGCGGUCCGGUCAAGGCGCCGCACCGGACGGCGUACAGCCCCAAAGACAACCGGUGUAAAAACCUGAACGCCGCCAAGCUCAGCGAGGACGUUAAAGACCACUAUGUAUGAACACGAGAGAGGAGGAAGAAACAAACUGCGAUGUCUUCAAACGUCACUGACUUUUUUUUAAAAAAAAGCACCAAAAGUGAAGAUUACAGAUGCUUUAAUUUUCUAUUGUUUUGUGUUUGUCACACGUUAUUUAACUUCCUCUCGGCCGGCAGCACCGACGCUCUUUUACCAAAACCAACACAAAAAAAAUGCAGAAAAAUAAACAAAUUAAAAAAAAAAAAAAAAAAAGAUCAUCACAGCUUCUGGAUUUCUGGAUUUAAACUUUUUAUCGUUACACUUUUGGAAUCAAGAAGAAUUUUUCUUUUCACCUCUCCUGAUUUUAUUUUUCUGUUUACAGACUUUUGCUUUUCUCCGCGUCAGAACUAACGCUCGCCUUUUCGUUUUUGUCUUUGGACCUCGGAGAUCUAACUGAACGUCAUCGGCUGGCAGCUGUUAACAAUGUUUCUACUGUUGGGUGCAUUCGGUUCCUGUCUGCCUUAGCCCAAACCUGCGGGCCUUUUCUACUCUGUCUUCAUAUCAUGUUUCUUUUUAUAAAACAAGAAAAACAUUUAAAAAAAAAAAAAAGAUUUUAUAUACAUUUAAGUCCUUGAACGUUGGCACAGAGAAUCCACUGUAUGAUACCUGGCAUGAGCGUUUUUUUGUUUACAUUCAUAAACAUCUUUUUUUUCCCAUUUUGUGUUGAGGCUUAAAGGUUCUUACGUAUAUAUAUAUCCCUUUCAAAAUAAUGGUCACUGCUUCCUGCGAAUCUACACGAUGAUUUUUCAGUAUUUUUUGCUUUGGUAGAAAAGUGCCUUCAGCCCGGAUUCUUUCUCCUUUUCUCUCCUCCUGUAGAGUUUAUGCAGAAUUUGAAUACCUAUAAAGGGAAAGAUGUCCUGACAACAACUCUUCAUACCACAGUAAAGGUUAUUUUCAUUUGCUGUACAUAUGUAAAUAUGAAAAAAAUGGCUGUGUAUAUUUGAAUUUAGUAACUUAAGUGAUGCUUUGUAUCAUAGUUAUUCUAAAGAAUAAGUUUUUGUGGUUGUUUUUUUUUUUUAAUGAUGUCAUUCCGUUUAUUAGUGUCUGUUGACACUCUGACAGAUGUUUUAUACAGAUGUUUCGGACUGUGUCCAGGGUCCGGCUGAAUCGUGAGCGUCGGUUUAAACAGGAAACAGAUCACGAUGUUUGUCUUCAUGUGUUCUGGUUGUUUGUUACAGCUGUUCAGAGGUUGAGAGCUGUUUGUUCGGCCCGUCAGUCGUCCUGAGAGGCUGUUCGGACCCGAGCGGCGCCGACUGAGAGCUCGUACGGCUCGGUAAUCACUGCUACAAAUACAGGAACCUCUUGUGUUGCGGCCCUGUUCAUUUCAAUGUUGUUUUGUUCAAGGGACUUUUGAUUCUGAGGGCCGCCUGCGAGAUUCACCUUUCUAAUAACAAGUCGUGCAGUGGUCACCCUUCUGACAACAUUUCAUUUUUAUCCAUCUCAGUCCUGAGUUCGAGCGUCUGUGUGUGCUCAUCAUGUUUGAAGAGCCCUUCUACGUGAAUUCAGAUCAUGUGACAGGCGAAAUGUCACAGCUUUCUAUGUUUGUUUUUAGUACGCCUGCUUCUGAACGAUGAUUAAACUGAAAGAUGUUCUGCUUUCUCCACGUUUCACACUGCUGUUUCAAAUCCUACUGGCUGUUUACUGGGACUGUCACAUUCUCCGAAUCAAUGAUCCAUUUUUUACUUUCCUUUAUCCUGGCAGAGUUUUUGAUGGUUAGGGUUUCGACGAAGUUCAAAUAAUAUUCACCUAAAAAUACAGACCUUCAGUGAUGAUUCAACAAUAAAUACCAAAAGACAGCAAUUGAAUUUGUUACAGAGUAUACCCUCUUCCCCAACAAAUCAUUAAAGGAUCUCUGAAAAAGAAAAUACACGCAACAUCUCCGCCACCAGUCAGUUAAUCGUCUUUAGUAAGCUAACUGUCGGUUGUUGGAGAUAGAAAAAAAUAUCCUGUGUUUGACUUCGAUGGACUAGAGAAAUGGCACUGAUCCCCCGUCACAGUCGAAUCAAAAGGUGUGUGUUUGAAUGGGAACGGACUCAGAUGCAGUGGAUGAGCGUGUAUCCUGAAUUGUUUUCCCUGUUUAGCCCCGCCUCUCCUCGUGUGUCUCCUCUGGUCUAAUGAAGGGAACAAGUUGUAAUGUUGUUGAUGUUGUCGUGGUUGUCGUCCAGUGUUUGUAAAAGAGUCUGUUUCUGCACUAAGAACACACAGGAGAAGAGAAGCGUUACCUCCACAGCGGUAGUGAAAGAAAAAAGAAAAAAGAGAGUCAGAUAUUGUCGCUAUUUGUGGAUGAACAUUAUGUUUUCAAUAUUUUAUGUUAUUGUUUAAAAAUGCUGAUGCAAAUCAUGUAAAACCCAAAUUCAUAUUCUGUCAGUAAACUUUACACGGUGUGAGUCCCACAGGAGGGGCUGAAUGUGCAGAACAUUGUAAUUAUUUUGUACAAAAUUUGGUAAAAGUCUUGGUUUGUUAGUGGAAUUUUUUUUUGUUUGUUCUUAGAACAAUCCUAUUAUUUAUUAAAGUAUUUUAUACCAAA
Acanthopagrus latus (yellowfin seabream) is the source of this 7228-nucleotide messenger RNA. RefSeq names its product protein jagged-2-like. The record is from RefSeq and is a predicted model, not a curated record. The transcript has 26 exons. Gene Ontology annotation, molecular function: Notch binding; calcium ion binding. Gene Ontology annotation, biological process: multicellular organism development; establishment or maintenance of epithelial cell apical/basal polarity; cell communication. Gene Ontology annotation, cellular component: plasma membrane; protein-containing complex. The coding region runs from base 913 to 4686 and encodes 1257 amino acids. NCBI's taxonomy places the organism in Eukaryota, Metazoa, Chordata, Actinopteri, Spariformes, Sparidae.